AUGGAACAAGUACUAGCAUCAUCGGACUGUUCUCAGACAACAGAUACAUUUACCGAGAUAUGUGAUGCAGAACUUACAGAGACACUCAUUAUUUGGUUUGACAGAAGUAUACAACCAUCGAAUAAAACUAUACAAAGAUUUUCAUCUACCAAUAAAUUUUUUCGUUUUUAUAAUCAACGUCAAACAUUUCUUAAACAAUUAAAAACGUCUACUAUUAAUAAAAAAAUCUAUCUAAUUGUAUCAGGUCCACAGAAAUCAUCGAUUAUUAACGAUGUUCAUGAAUUUGAUGAAAUUAAUUCGAUAUUUAUUCGUUGUAAAAAUCGUUGUAAACAUGAGACACUAAUGGAAAAAUAUUGGAAAAUUGUGGGUAUUUUCACUGACCAAGAAAUUCUAGAAGAAAAUCUUAAAAUAAUGACUGAACAAUCAGAUGAUAUUAAACAUCAAAAAUUAAUACAUUAUGUUACUGAAGAACCCGAUGCUUUCUUAUGGUUAUUGUUACUAAAAGAAAUGGUAUUGAGUAUGCCUUCAACAUUAAAAGCAAAACAAUAUUUAGUCAACAAAUGUCGUCAAUCUAGACGUCUUAAUGCUGAUGGAUUUAGGGCACUUUAUGAAUUUGAACAAUACUACAAUUAUCGUGGUCAACCUCUAACUUGGUAUAAAGAAUUUCAACCAUUUAUAAAUAAAUUAUUUUCCAAUGAUCCUAUUGAAUCCUUAAAUAUAUUUCGAUAUUAUCUUAAAGAUCUUUGUCGUUGUCUUACUAAUGAAUCAUUUAAACAGAAUCAACAUGAACAAAUUAUCAAAAUUUACAGAAGUAUGACGAUAUUAAACUCAGAAAUUCAACAUUUACGAAUAAAUAUUGAUAAUCUAAUAUUAUUUAAUGGUUUUCUAUCAGGAUUUACAUCGAGAAAAUUUGCCAUUAAAUCCAUAAAAAAAUAUUCAAAACGAGUAGAUGAACAUAUGGUUUUAUUUGAAAUUCAUUUAGAUACUCACAUGAAAAAGAUAAAUGUAGUAAGUAUAGCAACGUUUCCUAAAUAUGAUGAAGUUUUAUUUGAUAUGUAUACAAUAUUCAAAAUUAUCACAAUUGUUAGCAAUAGUGAAUUAACGGUCAUCUCUAUGACAAUCACAGAUGAACAAAUUCUUUUUGCUUCCGAUCCUCCAUCAACGAGUAGUUUAAAAGCGGGGCAAAUGUUUGCACGACUGAUACAUGAGAAUGCUGAUAUUUCAGUCUAUUUUCAACAUUUAUUCAAUAUACACGGUAAUCAACAAACUGCCGCAAGAAUUUAUUAUAAAGACAAAAUAGUUGAAACC
This is a messenger RNA of Didymodactylos carnosus, 1308 nucleotides long. NCBI's taxonomy places the organism in Eukaryota, Metazoa, Rotifera, Eurotatoria, Philodinida, Philodinidae. The record is from the annotation of a GenBank genome assembly.